Molecule: messenger RNA, 1617 nt
Organism: Portunus trituberculatus (swimming crab)
Lineage: Eukaryota; Metazoa; Arthropoda; Malacostraca; Decapoda; Portunidae
Product: DNA-(apurinic or apyrimidinic site) endonuclease-like
Exons: 7
Coding region: 49-1017 (322 amino acids)
Biological process (GO): base-excision repair
Cellular component (GO): nucleus
Molecular function (GO): phosphoric diester hydrolase activity; double-stranded DNA 3'-5' DNA exonuclease activity; DNA-(apurinic or apyrimidinic site) endonuclease activity
Source: RefSeq, a predicted model, not a curated record
AAGCACAAUCACGUUGCCACCGCCGCCAUCCCCAAGAUCAAGGUGUGCAUGGCGAUACUGAGGCUUGGCGGGCAGAGAUUGCUGUUAGGUGUGCUUAGAAUCGCAUCUCCUCGCGUGUUAUCCAGUCCAUUCACCAUGCCGCCAAAGAGGAAGCAAGAGAAAGCUGAAGAGACCCCAGCAAAGGAGUCGAAAAAAGUCAAAACAGAUGAGUUUUCUUCAGAUGCCAAGACAAGUGAUGGCAAAAAGUGGAACCUGAAAAUUGUAUCUUGGAAUGUUGAUGGGCUGCGGGCUUGGAUCAAGAAAGAUGGGAUGUCUAUCUUUGAGAAGGAGGAGCCAGAUGUUGUUUGCCUUCAGGAGACUAAGUGCAGUGAUGACAAGCUUCCAGAAGAGAUAAAAAAUAUGAAAGGUUACAAGAGUUACUUUAUGUCUGCUAAGAAGGAUGGUUAUUCUGGUGUUGCCCUGAUUUCUAAGAAAGAACCCUUGUUAGUCACAUAUGGACUGGAUGAUGAGACCCAUGAUGAUGAAGGUCGCUGCAUCACUGCAGAGUAUGAAGACUUUUAUCUAGUGACAGCCUAUGUUCCCAAUGCUGGCAGGAAACUAGUCACAUUGGACAAGAGAAUGGACUGGGAUCCUAAAUUUCGCAAGUAUUUGAAGGAAUUGGAUGCCAAGAAACCUGUCAUUAUGUGUGGAGAUCUCAAUGUGGCCCACAAGGAGAUUGACCUUGCCAAACCUAAAGGCAAUAAAAAGAAUGCUGGGUUUACUCCAGAAGAGAGAGCUGGCUUCACAGACCUGCUGGCAGAAGGGUUUGUGGACUCCUUUAGGCACCUUUACCCAGACAAGACAGCUCAGUACACCUUCUGGACCUACAUGGCCAACUGUCGAGCCAAGAAUGUGGGCUGGAGGCUGGAUUAUUUUGUUUUGUCUGAACGCCUGGUACCAAAUCUGUGUGACAACCUGAUCCGUUCCUCCCUGUAUGGAUCAGACCACUGCCCCAUCACUCUGCUCGUGCAUCUGUGAUUCUCAAGGCCAUGCCACAAGACUCAUCUAAUAUGACUUCAGUCAGGCCAUCUCAGGACUGUUAUCUGCAUUAGAUACCUGACUUAGUUUUACUGUGAUGCAUUGUUUGUAUGCCACUCAACAUACGAGUAUAAGUACAGUAGUACACUUGGAAGUGAUGAUGAUAUACUUGUGUGUAUUGAUUUUGAUCAUACAUCUAGAUGUAUUGAAAUAUAGUUUUUAAUACAAUUUAUAUAUGAGUAGGUGGCUAUGAGAGAGGGUCAAUCACUAACCACUGCAAAAUGGAGUUGAAAAUAUAUUCCAUUCAAUGACUUUUCCCUAUGUCUAAGGAAUUACACUACAGUGAUUAAUGAAUCUUAACCAUGUGCACAAUUGAUAUCUGAUAACAUAGGGGAACGUAUAGAAUAUAAUACAUUUUUAACUUUGUUCCACAGUGGUUGGCACUUAGUCCUUUGUUACAGCCAGCUACUCAUAUAAAAUACUUUGAUUUUCAUGUAUUUUAUGUGUAAAAAUAUGUUUUUGUACAUUGAUUCCAGUGAAGAAACUGCAAAUUUUAGUAGCAGUAAUUUUGUAAUAAUAAUAAUAAUUUAUCUCCUGAUA